AUGGAGUCGACGAAUUUGAAGAAUGCUAAACCUGAGACUCCAGUGAUGGAUUCGAUCAGGUUCGAAUCGAAGGCUCAAGAGAUUUCGAGAUCCUCAGAGAAUUCGAACCCUAACGUCUCACACGAGAGUCCAGCGAGAAUCUCCGACUCUCCGCUCAUCAAGUCUACCAAGUCGAGUAAACCUGCUCAGAAGAAUCCGAAAUCUAAGCUUAAUCCUAGUCAGGCGGUGUUCUCUCCACGAAAUCGCAUUAGAGAGAGGAAAUUUGUGGUGGUGAAGAAGAAUUCGAGGAAGGAGAAGAGAGAUUCAGCACCUAUGGUUGCAGAGAUUGACUGUAAGUGUGGAUCUAAGACUAAAGGGAACUUGAAGAAAUGUGUGUGUGUUGCAUAUGAAACUCUACGGGCCUCACAGGAAGAGUUCUUCAAAACUCGAAGCGAGUCGGAAGUAGAAAUUGGAGAAUCCAGCCAGAAUGUGGAGGAAGGAGAUGAAGUUGAAAUCGGAGAAUCCGAUGAAACUGAUGAAAUAGGGGUUUCUUCGAUGAAGAGGAGAAGGGAAAAGGUACUUGAAGAAGCGAGAAGGAGUCUCCCUGAAUAUGGCAAAGUGAUGCAUCUCGUUAAAGCAUUCGAGAAGCUUACUUGCUUCCCGUUUGCAAAGGCAACAUAUAAGGAAGAAGGAAACCAAACGGAGGAUAAGAUCAAGAAAGCUCUGAAAUGGGAAUUGCCUGGGAUGAGUUUGGAGCAGCCUAAGUGUCCAGAAGCUGAGACAGAACAAGUCACAUGGAGUUCUUCAUUUUCUCCAUCUGAUUUGGUCUUAACAGCAACCAAUCUUGGACUAGCCCGACCUCAUGCGCCAGUUUCUUCAUCAUGGGACAACAGUGUUUCAAGUCUCAACUCAAAUGGUGCCCGGAGGAGCAGAAGAAAUAGCUUGGAUUCCUCCGCUUCAAUGGGAAGUAGAAGAUCGAAGAAGAAGCAGAUGAAGGUCACUUCACCGAAGCCAUUCAAACUGAGAACUGAGGAACGUGGGCGAAUGAAAGAAGAAGAGUUUGCAAAGAAGCUACAAGAAAUGACGAUGGAGGAAGAAAAACAGAGAAUCCCCAUAGCUCAAGGUCUUCCCUGGACAACUGAUGAACCUGAGAGUCUUGUUAAGCCUCAUGUGAAGGAUAUCACUAUACCAGUAGACUUGAAGCUCCAUUCAGACAUUCGAGCAGUAGAACGUGCUGAAUUUGAUUACCAGGUUGCUGAGAAAAUAAACCUGAUAGAGCAAUACAAAGCAGAGAGAGAACGGCUGCGAAAGCUAGCAGAAGAAGAAGAGUUGCGAAGGCUGAGGAAAAAUUUGAUCCCGAAGGCACAACCAAUGCCGUACUUUGAUCGACCAUUUAUCCCCAGAAGGUCUAACAAGCACCCGACCAUCCCUCGAGAUCCCAAGUUUAACCUACCACAACAUAGAAGCGGACUCAUGCAUAAUGGCACCCUUUACAUUUUUAAUAGUGAUGUUUAACCUCUUGUAAUACAACAUAAGAGUAAUAUGCUUCUUGCAUUG
Eutrema salsugineum is the source of this 1536-nucleotide messenger RNA. RefSeq names its product protein WVD2-like 4. Gene Ontology annotation, biological process: activation of protein kinase activity; mitotic spindle assembly; regulation of mitotic spindle organization. Bases 1 to 1494 code for a protein of 497 amino acids. The record is from RefSeq and is a predicted model, not a curated record. The transcript is spliced from 8 exons. Gene Ontology annotation, cellular component: mitotic spindle; nuclear microtubule. Gene Ontology annotation, molecular function: microtubule binding; protein kinase activator activity. NCBI's taxonomy places the organism in Eukaryota, Viridiplantae, Streptophyta, Magnoliopsida, Brassicales, Brassicaceae.